Molecule: messenger RNA, 6230 nt
Organism: Xenopus tropicalis (tropical clawed frog)
Lineage: Eukaryota; Metazoa; Chordata; Amphibia; Anura; Pipidae
Gene: itga6
Product: integrin subunit alpha 6
Exons: 26
Coding region: 432-3665 (1077 amino acids)
Biological process (GO): cell adhesion
Cellular component (GO): integrin complex; membrane
Source: RefSeq, a predicted model, not a curated record
UUGUGCUACCUGAGGGCAGGACCGCUUGGAGCAGCGCCAAGGCACCGACUCGCCCAGUCUAAGCGCCGCCCCUCCCAGUGCGCUCUCUAUCUGCGCACUGACAGCGCACCUGCUUCCAAGCCCGCCAGCAGGGGAGAGCCGGGCAAGCCGUGGGCUGGGCGGGGAAGCCCUGGGAGAAAGAAGAAAAGAACUGAUCCCGGAGCUGUGGGUUCGGGCAGCAAUAGGGCGGGGUUUGCCUGCCUCAGCAAUUCAUAUAAAAACCUUCUACUCUCUAGAGAACAACGAUCCCAUUCAGCUAGCGGGAGUGGGACGGGCGCAGGGGAAAGGGCACAAGGAGGGGGGCAGGACCGUGAGAGAUACCCGAGGAUUUGUUACUUGGCACUGCCACUGGGACACGGCAAGGAGAUUCCGUAAUAAUAAAACUCUGCAAUAUGCGACUCGCAGCGGCUCGGAUUAACCUGCUGCUCGGCUGCUGCUGCGCCUUCAUCGCUGCUUUUAACUUGGAUACUGAGAAUGUCAUCUCCAAAAGCGGGGAUCCCGGGAGCUUGUUCGGAUUCUCCAUGGCCAUGCACUGGCAGCUGGACCCAGUCAACAGGAGGCUGCUGUUGGUUGGGUCACCUAGAGCUAAAGCUCUUCCAGCACAGAAAGCGAAUGUAACAGGCGGCUUAUAUGUUUGUGACAUCACAUCGCCUUCACCGAGCUGCAACCGGGUUUUGUUUGAUGACUCAGUUGAUUUGACAUCAGAAAGCAAAGAAAAUCAGUGGAUGGGUGUGAGUGUUCAGAGCCAGGGGCCUGGUGGGAAGAUUGUGACUUGUGCACAUCGCUACGAAAGGAGAACGAGUGUAAAUACAAACUAUGAAAACCGGGAUAUCACUGGAAGAUGUUAUGUGUUCAGCCAAGAUCUCACCAUGACAGAUGAAAUGGAUGGCGGAGACUGGAAUUUCUGCGAAGGACGAAGGAGGGGGCACGAACAGUUUGGUUCUUGCCAACAAGGUGUUGCUGCUACAUUCACAAAAGAUUUUCAUUAUAUCGUAUUUGGUGCACCUGGAACAUACAACUGGAAAGGAGUGGUCCGGGCAGAACAAAAAAAUAACACUUUAGAAGACUUGUUUAUUUUUGAAGAUGGACCUUAUGAAACUGGUGGUGAAAACAAACGAGAUUCAGAUUUAGUUCCUGCACCAGAUAACAGUUACUUAGGAUUUUCUUUGGAUACCGGGCGAGGGAUAACGUCCAAGGAAGAAAUGACUUUUGUUUCUGGAGCCCCGCGAGCCAAUCACAGUGGGGCUGUAGUCCUGCUGCAAAAGUUUCCACCCAAUGAGAGGAUGUUGUCUGCUGUACAUACAUUUCAAGGAGAAGGGCUGGCGUCUUCCUUUGGUUAUGAUGUAGCGGUGGUCGAUCUUAAUAGAGAUGGGUGGAAGGAUAUUGUUGUUGGUGCUCCCCAAUAUUUUGAUAAAAAUGACAGAGAAAUAGGAGGCGCCAUUUAUGUCUAUAUAAAUCAACAGGGAAAUUGGAAUGAUGUUAUGCCUGUCCGCAUUGUAGGAACCAAAGACUCUAUGUUUGGUAUAUCUGUAAAGAACAUUGGAGACAUAAAUCAAGAUGGCUACCCUGAUAUUGCAGUUGGAGCCCCGUAUGAUGACGGAUUUGGCAAAGUUUAUGUGUACCAUGGGUCCAAAGAUGGAAUCAUCUCAGAACCUGCUCAGGUUAUUGAAGGCAGAAGCACAAAUACGCGGUUCUUUGGUUACUCCAUCGCAGGAGAUAUGGAUUUAGAUCAAAAUUCUUACCCAGACAUUGCAGUAGGAUCCUUAUCAGAUAGUGUUAAAGUGUUCAGAUCCCGUCCUGUUAUCACUAUCAAGAAGACUAUUAAAGUAACACCUGAUAGAAUAGACUUCAACAAGAAAAACUGUGAUGCCCCGAGUGGAAUAUGUUUGGAAGUGGAAGGUUGUUUUGAAUACACUGCAAAUCCUAAAACCUACAAUCCAGUUCUAACUCUGAGCUGCACGUUUGAACUUGAAAAUGAUCGGAGGCUGUUGCAGAAGCCAUUAAGGAUGAACUUUAAAGAUCUUCCCCAGGAAAGCAAAUUGCCAAAAACCAUUGAGCUUAGAGGCCAGAAUCAAAGGAGAUGUGUCACGACAACACUUCAGCUAUUGGAAAGUAUUAGAGACAAGCUACACCCCAUUGCCGUGUCUGUUAGUGCAGAGAUAAAAAGUGUUCGUCGAAGGAAGAGACAAAGUAGUCCCCUUCCAGAACUUAUGCCAAUCCUAAAUUCUAAUGAGCCCAAGAAUGCUACCGCUAAUGUCCAGUUUCUAAAGGAAGGAUGCGGGGAGGAUAAUAUCUGCAACAGCAAUAUGCAACUAAAGUACAAGUUUUUAACCAGAGAAGGAAGCCACGAUUCAUUCACAGAAUUGAAACAAGAGAAUGGUAUUCCGGUACUAGCAUUGAAAAACCAAAAGGAAAUUGCUUUGGAGGUCACCGUCACCAACAAGCCAUCCAAUCCGGCAAAUCCAAAACUGGAUGGCGAUGACGCACAUGAAGCACAGCUUACUGCGGAACUGCCAAGCUCUUUGUCCUAUUCUAAAUAUGUAGAGCUGAAUCCUCAGUUGGAUAAACCUUUAAUUUGUGCAUCAAACCCCAAUGGCUCUGUUGUGUUCUGUGAACUUGGAAACCCCUUUAAAAGGAAUGCCAAUGUAACUUUCUAUCUGAUCUUGAGCACAAAUGAGAUAUCAGUUGAUACUAAUGAGCUGGAUAUUGGCCUUAAUUUGAAAACAACAAGUUCCCAAGCCAACCUUGCCCCUGUGGCUGCAAAGGCUCGAGUGGUAGUAGAGCUGCUGCUUUCUGUCUCUGGAGUUGCCAAACCUUCCCAGGUGUACUUUGGGGGCAAUGUCCUUGGCGAGAGUGCCAUGAAGUCAGAAGAUGACAUUGGAAACUUAAUAGAUUUUGAUUUCAGAGUAACCAAUUUUGGAAGGCCUCUUAAAGCACUUGGUACUACCUUCCUGAAUAUUCAGUGGCCAAAAGAAAUCUACAAUGGCAAAUGGUUGCUUUACUUGGUGAAAAUGGAAUCAGAAGGGCUGGAUAAAAUGGAGUGUCAGCCUGCUGGGGAAAUAAAUAAACUGAAACUGCUGGAAUCGGGCAAAACGAGACACAGGCGUGAAAUUGGAGAAAGCCAAAGUGGAACAAGUGAUAAAUCAUUUUCUUUGUUUUCUGAGAGGAAGUACAUGACAUUGGACUGCAAUAACCAAGCAAAAUGUGUGACCAUUAAAUGCCCUCUCCAUGGUAUGGACAGUAAUGCAAUCAUUAAGGCAAGGUCAAGACUAUGGAACAGUACCUUCCUAGAGGAAUAUUCAAAGAUGAAUUAUCUUGAUAUCCUUGUGAAGGUCUUCAUAAGCGUAGACACAGCAGCACAAAACAUAAAAUUGGCGAAUGAAGGUUACCAGGUUCGUGUAACAGUUUUCCCAGAGAAGACAGUAGCUCAAUACUCUGGCGUGCCUUGGUGGAUUAUUUUCGUGGCUAUCCUUGCUGGUAUAUUGAUGCUUGCACUCUUGGUGUUUUUGCUGUGGAAGUGUGGCUUCUUCAGGAGAGAUAAGAAAGAUCAAUUUGAUGCCACAUAUCACAAGGCUGAGAUUCAUACUCAGCCUUCAGACAAAGAAAGGCUAACUUCUGAUGCAUAGUAUUGAUCAACAAUCUGUGAUUUGUGUGGAUUCUUCAAACGCUCCAGGUACGAUGAUAGUGUCCCACGAUACCACGCUGUACGAAUUUCCAAAGAAGAACGAGAGUACAAAGAUGGAAAAUUGCCUAAGAACAGUGAAAAAAAGCAGUGGGUCACAAAAUGGAAUGAAAAUGAGAGCUAUUCAUAGAGUUUUCUAUUUUUCCUUUUUCUUUUUUUUUUUUUUAAAGAGAUGAAUAUCCUUGUAAGAUAGCCAGAAAGGCAUUUGUUCGUAUGGGGUCUAAAAAAUUAGGCUUCCGUUUUAACUGACUGUUACUUAUGCCAUGGCUAUUUCAGUUUGCACUGUGUUUUAAAUGAGGACUUAGACUUUAAAUCAGACUAUUGCACCAAACCUUGUUCCACUGGAGAUAUCUGGUAGUUACUGCUGUGGCUUUUAGCCUAUCACAUCAGCAGGCAAUGCGGCUAAGCCCUUUGCAUGCUGGAUUUGUUAACCAAGAAAGAAAGAAGCUGUUGGAUAUGUUAGCUGGAGGCUACUGCUGCAAUCAAGAAUCAAGUUUAUCACUAAAGACUCACACAUCCACAUCACCCUGUACUGAAUUACCCAGAGCUGAACAAGUCUUCCAUUUACACAGUGUAAUGUACCUGCCUUAAUGCAUAAUUUUGUGGCAAUGACAUGCUAGCAGAGUGCUGAGAUGUAAUGUAAUAUAUUGUACAAAGCCCCGUAGAGAUUUAUCCAAAGUCUAUAGUUUCUUGUAAGUCCUUCAUAGCCUCUGCUGGUGCCUAGGUCCAUCAUCAGGGCCCAGCUUUGUGGUGCCUUCACUGAUAUGCAUUAUCCUAUGCAAGAUAUUUGUGCCAAAUCCCCAAAAAUAUAGGCUUGGUCUUAGCUUCUGAUAUACAUUCCUAACAUAAGAGUGUAUAUAUAUAUAUAUAUAUAUAUAUAUAUAUAUAUAUAUACACACACACAAACACACGCACAGUUAUAGGAUCUAUAAUAAGAUAGUACCUAAUACUUACAUACUUAACUAACACUGCAUAAACCCAUGCCAAGUCUUAAGCAUUCCUGAUAAUAGCUGAGUAUAUAUAUGAGUAUAUAUAUAUGUACACACAAACAGUGUGAUUAAAACCAAGAUACCCUGCUAUCAAGUUGUAAAUGCAUUUAUAUACUUCAAGGGGGGAAUGUAAUAAAAAUUGCUAGUGGUGUGUAAAAUGGCAUUUUUAGCGCUGUUCGCAAUGUUAUACUAUUCACUAAACAUUUAUUACAUUGUGGAUGUUUAACACCUACUUUAUUACAUUUACUGCGCACAUGCACAAACUAAAAAAAUCGCAAACCUCCUGUCGCAAGAAAUGCAAAGGGUUCAACUUUUUCUUUGUUGCACAAAUGCAAAAUUUGUCGCAAAUCACAUUUUGGUCCCAUGGCGACAGUUUUUUCCGUUAGUGAUACAUAUUACAUUCCCCCAUAAAUGUGCAAUAGACCAACACACUAAAUACAGCACCAUUUUAUCUAAAGCUGCCUGUAACAACAGGAAAUGAAAUGUCCUAUAUGCAGGGUACACUUAGCCUGCCCUUGAGAAUUCCGUGUGGUUUCUAAUUUGCAAAGUAAAUUUAUUGGAAAUGCAAUGUGCUGUCAUUUUGUAGGGCUUUUUGAUAACACAUACUCACAACUUGGGUCAGAACACAACAGGUCUGGUGAGGAAUAGGGCUGUAUUAAUAUCCCUAGGCACCAACCAGCCGCCCGCUCCUUUUCUCACUGAUCAACGCAUUUGCAGGAUAAUCUUUGUGCAUGCACUGAUUGGAUGAAAGGGGUAACAUCCCUCCUUCUCAACUCAGUUGCUGGAUUUAGCUGCAAGCGUCCAGUGAUGGACUGGGAGGAAUUUAGUUUUGUUUUUUAGAAAGAUUUUUUUUUUAUAGAUAGGCACCCGAGGGAUGCCCUCCUAAAGCUGCCACUCUAGACAUGGGCUCUUCAGACCUAUAUAUAAUAUUUAUAUAUUGUUUAGGCAAUAGAUAAAAGAUGUCUGCAAACACUACUGUUGAUAGCAAACACACUGUAAUAUAGACUAGAAAUUCUAUUUCAAAGAAAAUCUUGUUUUAUAUAUAUAUAUAUAUAUAUAUAUAUAUAUAUAUAUAUACUGGAUAACAAUAACUAGCAUGUCAGUUCAAAUGGAUAACUUUUACAUUUUAUUUGUGUUCCAGGCCCUUUAAAACCAAUUUUUCUAUAUUGUGCCGACUGUGUAUAAUGUUGCCUUCAUGAUAUUUAUUGAUAUUUCAAUUCUUCUGCUUUUUUAUUGUUAACGCAAAAGAUAUAUCUGUGAUCUGUUGCUGCUUUUGGGGUUAACUAUCCAAAUAAUCAAGAUGGACAACUGUUAGCAACUCAUUUGUGUACCGCAAUAUUUCCUUCAUGAAUGGACGUAACUACUGAAUUGUGAUGUCAUAUGUGUCAAUGUUAAUCCUGUACCGGAACAAAUCUGCAGCCCAUGUUCUGUAAAUGUAAAUACUAGAGUGUACAUUAAUAAUGUUUGUUUUAAAAAAGAACAGAAUUUAAUUUGAAUAAAUGUCACAUUCUUACGCUGAU